Necator americanus (New World hookworm) is the source of this 999-nucleotide messenger RNA. RefSeq lists its product as uncharacterized. Gene Ontology annotation, cellular component: cytoplasm; nucleus; cyclin-dependent protein kinase holoenzyme complex. Gene Ontology annotation, biological process: G1/S transition of mitotic cell cycle; regulation of G2/M transition of mitotic cell cycle; regulation of gene expression. NCBI's taxonomy places the organism in Eukaryota, Metazoa, Nematoda, Chromadorea, Rhabditida, Ancylostomatidae. Gene Ontology annotation, molecular function: cyclin-dependent protein serine/threonine kinase activity; ATP binding; cyclin binding. Bases 1 to 999 code for a protein of 332 amino acids. The record is from RefSeq and is a predicted model, not a curated record. The transcript is spliced from 8 exons.
AUGAACAAGUCUGUGCCUUCCGGUGACUUGGCAAAAUUUGCUGAUUUACGGAAAAUCGGUGAGGGAACCUAUGGCAUUGUGUUCAAAGGAGUGCACAAGAGAUCAGGGAAACUCGUCGCAUUAAAGAAAAUCAGCCUUGAGAGAGACAAUGAAGGGGUCCCUAGUACAUGCAUUCGUGAGAUCUGCCUUCUGAAAGAUUUAAAUCACAGGAAUAUUGUUCGACUUUACGAUGUUAUUCACUCAGGAAUGCAGUUGUACUUAGUGUUCGAGUUUAUUGACCGGGACUUGAAAACCCUUCUGGAUAAACUACCUGGAAAGCGGCUACCUGUCAGACACGCGAAAAGCUUUCUUUGGCAACUUCUACAAGCUCUUGCAUACUGCCAUACUCGAAGAGUCCUGCACCGAGACUUGAAACCUCAGAAUCUUCUCGUGGAUAACAGCGGAGUUAUUAAACUGGCUGACUUCGGACUUGCAAGAAACUUCUCUAUUCCUAGUCGCGUUUAUACUCAUGAAGUCGUGACUCUCUGGUACCGAGCACCUGAAAUUCUUCUGGGUGGGCGUUAUUAUUCAACAGCUAUUGAUAUUUGGAGCUUAGGAUGCAUAUUUUCUGAAAUGGUAGCUGGGACACCUUUAUUUGCUGGCGACUCUGAAAUCGACCAACUUUUUCGGAUAUUUAAAAUUCUCGGUACACCUACGCCCGAGAUGUGGCCGGGUGUUGAGAAGCUGCAGGAUUACAAGAGAUCAUUUCCAAAAUGGUCAUUCAAUGAAAAAGCGCUUGCUGCAGCGACUUCUCCUAUGAGCGAAGAUGGUGUUGAUCUUCUUAGGGAAAUGCUACGAUAUCAGCCUGAGACUCGCAUAACAGCAAAGACAGCACUUGGCCACCGAUACCUGCGAGACGUAGUCUUACAGCCACCUGAAGUAACUCCGUUGCUUAAUACGGAGUCCGAUUUAGCCGCUGCGAGAAACGACGUCAAAGAGCAGGAUGAUACAGAUCUAUGA